This is a messenger RNA of Bombyx mandarina (wild silkworm), 1072 nucleotides long. RefSeq lists its product as uncharacterized. The record is from RefSeq and is a predicted model, not a curated record. Lineage: Eukaryota; Metazoa; Arthropoda; Insecta; Lepidoptera; Bombycidae.
CGCAACACUAUAUUAAUUCGACGACUGCACAACGCAUACAAUGGGUAACUCGGCUGGACGGGCCCGGCACCAGGUCGCGCCGGUGACGCGGGGUCCGCAGCAGCCGACGCCGGCAGGGCGGGGUCUGUCCUGGGAUACCACGCCACACCGGCCUCGCAACGUUCAAGCUGAACAAUAUCUAUCGAACGUAAUCAACCCAGAGAGUGAAAACCCGCCACAGCAGCCAUAUACUCAGCCGAUCUCUGGCGGACUCCGGGGCCUGGCCCCUGGACAGCAGCAGCCCGGCACCGCCUCACCUCCGUACGGAAGCCAGAAUCCCGCGUACCUUCAAGGUCGAGUGAGUCAACAGCCGAGCGUCCCGCCGCCCUACCAGCAACCAGGUGGGUGCCCCCAGCCCGGGCUGCUCCAGCCGGCGGUGUGCGCGUCAUGCUUCGCCUGGCUGACCUCCCUGUGGUCGUGCUUCAACGUGGCAAGCUGUAUGAAAUCGAACGUCGCCGACCCGGUCAAUCCCAAUCAGGCUCCCCACAACCCGCCCUCUGCCAGUUCUACUCCCCCCAACCCCCCUCACCCCGGUGCGACCGCCCCGCCUCAGUUGAAUGCGAACGCAAAUCCGCCCAGUCCUGCAGUCGCCGGCCACACCGACGGGCGCCUCAGUGACGAUCCCGAGUCUGUGUCUACGGUCUCCGGGAGCAGUGACAUCGAUGACGACAGUGGAAGCUAUGACGAAUGAUGCCGUCAAUAGAGAAGUCGCGAUCGUGAUGUACCGACGGACGGGCUCUCACAGGAAAUGUUCGAAGGGAGGAGUUUGUGAAGCCAUGGCGACGCAAUCUCUUAGUGUGGACAGUCAUUAGUCCGGAGCUCGCCUGUCGCCUGUCGCCCGUGGACCAUGCCGCGGGCCCGACUAGUGUUAGGGCUGGCCACAUGCUUCGCUCAUCUGACGCUCACGUUAGACAAAGACAGAGCAUCAUGCCGAGCUGCUCCUUCUAGAAACGACGACGGAACUUGUUCUGUGUCAAUUAUUCGAACACUCACCAUACGCUUCUAAUUAUAUUUAUAAGAUUUUGAUACUUCA